AUGAAGAGCCGAGAACGCAACGGGAGGACUGUCGUUCCGAAUCCCGGUUACGAGGACAGUGGAGUCGCGACUUCCGGCGAACUUGGCGAGCAUUCCUUUUCCGGGGAAUGCGAAGGGAUAGUAUCCUUUCAAGCGGCCCGGGAACCGAAAGGGACCGAGGAAGACGUGAAUCCGGAUCCCAGGUAUGCAGCGCGCUUCACCAUAAGACAACAUUAUUAUCCCGAAAACGGUUGGGGUUGGGUCAUCGUCGUAACGGGCGUUAUGGUGCAAAUUCUCGCCACGGGAAUUCACGGGGCCGCCGGGGCCUGGUUGCUGCUCGACGGGGCAAGACGAUAUCGUCAGAAUCUUCUCAACGUAGGAUGGCUGGGGGCAAUGUCGACGGGUGUCGCCUUGCUGGUGUCGCCGGUGACCAUAGCGUUCUGUCGAAGAAAAAGCACCAGAGUCACAGCGGUUUUGGGCGGCCUCGUCACCGCGCUCGGCUGCCUCUUCACUUCCUUCGCCUCGCAAUUUCAUCAAUUGUUCUUUAGCUACGGCACCGUGGUCGGGAUAGGGGUUGGAAUGACGAGAGACUGCAGCACGCUGAUGGUAGCCCAAUAUUUCAAGAGGAAAAGAGAGCUCGUUGAAAUCUUCAUCGUGUCGGGCAGCGGCUUGGGCAUAGCGGUUAUGUCCGCUUUUAUAAAUGGCAUGAUAAGCAAAAUCGGAUGGCGACUCGGUCUUCAGGCCGUCACGGGGGUGGUUUUUCUCACCUUCAUUCUCGGCACUUUUUACCGCAGCGCCUCGUUAUAUCAUCCCCAACGGCGGGCAAUUUUGCAUUUAAAGAAUCAGAAGCGCAAGAUAAAGGACAAGAACAAAGACGAUAGGCCGCCGUUUUUCGACUUCAGCACUCUGAGGAGCAAAACAGUGAGGAUCUUGCUGGUGUCUACCGGGAUCUCGGCCUUCGGGAUCAACACGCCGAUAUUUUAUCUGGCGCAUCAAGCCGAGGAGGAGGGUCUCGGUGACACGGUCGUCCUGCUGCAAGCUUAUCUCGGACUAGCUUGGACCCUCGGCUGUGUGGCUUUCGGGCUUUUGGUCGUUCAUCGCAACGUCGAAUGCAGGAUAGCCCGGCAAUAUCUCACGCAAGCGGCUGUCUUCGUGUGUGGACUCUGCAUUCUCGCUCUCACCGCAGUCCAAGGAAAUUAUCACGGAUAUGUGAUGUUCGCGUGGGUUUACGGCAUCUUCUGCGGCGGCUAUCAUUAUAGCCUGAAAAUGUACACGUAUGAGAGAGUGAGGGCCCGGAACUUCGCCAGAACGUGGGGCUUCGUCCAGUGUUCCCAAGCGAUACCAAUAGCAAUCGGAGUGCCGAUAUCAGGGUACAUAAACAUAGGUUGCGGCGGCAAGGCCGGAUACUACUUCAGCUCGACGUGUGUCUUGGUCGGCAGUUUCACUCUCUUCUUCAUUGAUUUGCAUAGAAGAAAUUUGUUCAAGCAUAAGCACACCAGAGCGAAUGGUACUAAGCACUUGUGCGCCUCGGACAACUGCCCUCAACGACGACGCGCGUCGUUCAGUCAGGAGCCCGAGAACGAAGGGCCCCACGUAGCCGCCGCUGGAGCGGCUGGAGCGACGGCAGCGGCGCUUGUCCUGGGCGCUGACAUCGCUCCGGCGCAAGGUGACGUGAUAGACGUCCUCGGGGCCGACAAACCGGAGCUCACAUGCAUCUCGGAAGAGGGUAUCGCCGACAUGGAUCUACCCGAUAAUCUGUUCGAGGAUCUCGAGUACGUGGGCGACUGUAUAACCUCGUGCAACAAGGUCGAAAACUACCUCAUGCUCUCGGAAUUCGAGAACAAUCUGAUCGCCGAGAUGCCGAUGAUUAUGGACCGCCGUGGACGCAGAUGGUCCUUGGCGCGAUCCAAAACCGGUCAACCGCCCGCCAAUUCCGGCCAGACGAGCGGCGCGCAGUCGACGAACGACGAGGAAGAGGUCAAGUCGAAGUGGCGUCUUACAAACGCCGCGCCGUCAAACAGCAGAACGAUCACCGUCAUCGAUGAAGCUAGCGCAUAAUCUCGAGCACGGACGAGGCGGUGCUAUUAACCCUAAACUUGACAGGAAGCGAAUCUC
Messenger RNA from Dinoponera quadriceps, 2094 nucleotides. RefSeq names its product monocarboxylate transporter 12-like. Bases 1 to 2037 code for a protein of 678 amino acids. The record is from RefSeq and is a predicted model, not a curated record. Lineage: Eukaryota; Metazoa; Arthropoda; Insecta; Hymenoptera; Formicidae. The transcript has 9 exons. Gene Ontology annotation, molecular function: monocarboxylic acid transmembrane transporter activity. Gene Ontology annotation, biological process: transmembrane transport.